Molecule: messenger RNA, 3541 nt
Organism: Anoplopoma fimbria (sablefish)
Lineage: Eukaryota; Metazoa; Chordata; Actinopteri; Perciformes; Anoplopomatidae
Gene: itga8
Product: integrin, alpha 8
Exons: 30
Coding region: 1-3156 (1051 amino acids)
Biological process (GO): cell adhesion mediated by integrin; cell-cell adhesion; integrin-mediated signaling pathway
Cellular component (GO): integrin complex; external side of plasma membrane
Molecular function (GO): integrin binding
Source: RefSeq, a predicted model, not a curated record
AUGGAGCUCGUAUUGGACUGUGCGUCCUCCGCUGGGAUGUUCAUUCUCGGGCUGCUGUCGGUUCUGAAUGGAGUUUUAAGUUUUAACCUUUACGCAGAACAUCCCACGGUGUACAGAGGACCCGAGGGGAGUUAUUUCGGCUACUCUGUGGACUUCUACCAGGCUUCCCCCGACAGCAACACGAUCAGUGUAUUGGUUGGGGCUCCCAAGGCGAACACCUCUCAGCCCGGCAUUGUGGAGGCUGGUUCUGUGUACUACUGCCCCUGGCCCGGACUGCCCGACAGCUGCAGACAGAUACCUUUUGAUAAUUCUAAUAACAGAAUGAUAAAAGUAAACGGCACCAGAGAGCCUUUGGAGUUUAAGUCGCACCAGUGGUUUGGAGCAUCCGUCAGGACCCACAAAGGAAAAGUGGUGGCAUGUGCUCCUCUCUACCACUGGCGGACAGUGAAGCUGAGUGGGGAGAAGGACCCCGUGGGGACCUGCUAUGUGGCCGUCCAGAAUUUCAGCGCCUACGCAGAGUACUCACCUUGCAGGACAAAUGAUCCAGACCCAGAGGGACAGGGGUUCUGCCAGGCUGGUUUCAGUGUGGAUUUCACCAAGGAAGGAAUGCUGGUGGUAGGAGGACCUGGAAGCUUUUACUGGCAAGGUCAGGUAAUGACAGCGGGGAUAGCUGAGAUACUGAACGGCUACUCUUUGAAGGCAGUGCUGAGACGGGUUCCAGGAGAGAAACACACUCGAGCUGCCGAAGACACACACGACGACAGCUACCUUGGUUACUCUGUGGCGGUGGGGGAGUUUACAGGAGACUCUGAACAAGAGCUGAUAGCCGGAGUCCCAAGAGGAGCACAGAACUUUGGAUAUGUGGCAAUGAUCAACUCCACUAAUCUGACCUUCAUCCAAAACUUCACGGGGGAACAGAUGGCUUCCUAUUUCGGCUACUCGGUGGCUGUCACUGACCUGAAUGGAGAUGGGACCGACGAUGUGCUGGUCGGAGCGCCCCUCUACAUGGAGAGAGAGAUGGAGAGCAAACCCAGAGAGGUGGGGAGAGUGUACCUGUACCUGCAGCUGGCCCCGCUCACUUUCUCCAAUCCUGUUGCACUAACCGGCACACACACCUUUGGACGCUUCGGCACGGCUAUAGCACCCCUGGGAGACGUCAACCAGGAUGGAUACAAUGACGUGGCGGUGGGCUGUCCGUUUGGGGGCGAGGACCGUGGAGGCAGAGUAUUGAUCUUCAAUGGCAACAGAGACGUAACGACGCAAGGCCUGACGCUGAGCCAAGAGCUGAGAGCAGCCGGGACCCCCAGUGGCAGCUUGCCUGGAUUUGGAUUUACUCUGCGAGGAGGCCAAGACCUGGACAACAAUCAGUAUCCCGACCUGAUCGUGGGGGCGUUCGGGGCAGGCGAGGUAUCACUAUACAGGUCUCGAGCUGUGGUGUCCGUGGAAGCUGCAAUGAUCUUGACUCCCAGAAUCCUGAACCCUGAUGACCGACAGUGUCACCUGCCUGAAACGGAUAUCAUGGUUACCUGUCUAAAGGUGGACGUGUGUGCAGCAGUGAGUGGAGUGGCGAUCCCCAGCGCUGUAGACCUGAGAGCCGAGUUGCAGCUGGAUUGGUUGAAAGGCUCCAGAGGCGGAGUCAAGAGAGUUUUGUUCCUGGACACCCAGCAGCCUCAGCGCACAGGGCUAUUAAAAUUGGGACACAACAGCCCACGUGCAUGUCUGACCUACACCAUUUACCUGAGAGAGGAGGAGGAUUUCAGGGACAAAUUGACCCCAAUCUCACUGGCUCUGAACUACAGCUUGGCUCCUCCCACUCAGGGCCAAAACCUCCCACCGGUCCUCAACCAUUACAGCAGCACCUUCCUUCAAGAACAUGCCUACAUUCUCCUGGACUGCGGUGACGACAAUGUGUGUAUCCCCGACCUCCAGCUCUCUGCCAGCAUGGACCGCUCAGAGCUGGUUAUUGGAGACGACAAUCUGUUAAUGUUGACCGUCACUGCGGUGAACCGAGGAGAGGGAGCCUACGAGACUGAGCUCCACACACUGAUACCACCAGAGGCCGACUAUAUUGGAGUAGAGCGCAGGGUGGAGUCCUUAUCUCAGCUGAGCUGCGAGUACAGGAUGGUCAAUGAGUCCAGAAUGGUGGUUUGUGACCUCGGGAACCCGAUGGUGGCUGGGACAGAGCUGUCUGUUGGUUUGAGGUUUUCUGUCCAAAGGCUGGACGAUGCAGGACACAAGAUCAGCUUUGAGCUACAGAUCCACAGCUCCAACAAAGAUAACUCCGACAGCAACCCAGUCAGUUUGAAUCUGUCCAUCAUUGCCAAAGCUCAACUCCAUUUACGUGGGGUGUCUCAUCCCUCUCAGGUGGUGCUGCCAUUCCCACGCUGGGAACCCAAAGAGAAGCCUGUCAAAGAGGACGACGUGGGACCGCAAGUAACACACAUCUAUGAGCUCCAUAACUUUGGUCCCAGCAGUAUUCAGGAUGCUGAACUCCAGGUUGGCUGGCCCUCCCGUUUCCGUGACGAGAAUCUGCUGUAUGCAAUGGAGAUUCAAUCUGACGGACCAAUUAGCUGUCGGACGAACACCAGCCUCAACCCACUUGGCCUUCAGAUUUCCUCUCUCCAGGACACACCUGAAUUAUUGGGAUUCUUGAGGAACACCAGCGGUCCUCCUCAUCGCCACAAACGAUCCAGCCCUGCCACUGAGAGUUAUAGCGGUAAAACCUUGAAUUGCACCAAUAUCUCUUGUCUGAGGAUCACAUGUAUCGUUGGCCGGUUGGAUCGUGGUCAGAGCGCGGUGGUGAAGAUCCGCUCAAGACUCUGGGCGAACACUUUCCUGCAGCGGCGUAACGACCCCUACAUCCUCAACUCUACUGUGUCCUUCAUCGUCACAGCCCUUCCUUACCGCAUCAAGCCCUCCACCCUUCCUCAACACACCACCUCGAUGGGGACCCUGGUGUUAUGGGGAACUCCUGAUGUGUCCUUUGCUGUUCCACUCUGGGUCAUCAUCCUGGCCAUCCUGCUGGGGCUGCUGGUGCUGGCCAUAUUAACAUUAGCUAUGUGGAAGUGUGGUUUCUUUGACCGAGCACGGCCACCAGCUGACGAUGACGUAUCCGACAAGGAGCAGCUGACGUCUGAUCAAACAGGGGACGCCUAAGAUGAUACGCGAAAGCUCCGGAUUGGAGGACUGUGGUUUGAGAGGGACGUGCCCCUUUUGAGUAACUUAAAUCAGAUCUGAGAUCUGUAUUAGUCGGACCCUACAUUCCUUUGCUGGAGGUCUUCUACCUCUACGGUAUUGAAACUGAAGACUUCAGCGCCGCACAGACUGGGACCAAAGAACGAGGUUCAAACCAGCCUAAGUGGGACUAAAACACACUUAACAGGCUCAAUCACACACACACAUGUCCAUUGUUUAUCCAUUGUGAUGAAGAACAAGACCAACAUUUAAGACAGAGUGGACUUUGGUGUGAAGACAAUGCUUUAAAUGUUUUGGAACAUUUCUGUGUGUCUGUGUAAAUGGGGCACAAAGAUACUAGAGAUCU